AUGGACGACAGCGUCAAGGAGGGGGCAGGAAAGGCUCCAGCAAGAAGCGCGUCGGCGUCGGCAGGGGAGAGCGAGGGGCAGUCAAGGUUCAUCUGCCACAUUUGCUUGAACUCGCCGGACAAGCCCAUCGCGACAGUUUGCGGUCACUUGUACUGCUGGGGGUGCAUCUACAAGUGGCUGAUGCUUCAUCGAGACGACUCUCAGUGCCCCGUGUGCAAGGCCGGCAUCGAGAUCCCCGGCGGUGACGUCAGCAAAGCCAAAGUCAUCCCCCUCUACGUGGGCGAGACUUCUCAGACCGACCCAAGGAACUGCAUCCCUGAGGACCCGUCCAUCCCUCAACGACCGGCGGGGGAGCGUCCGGAGCCUCAGAGGAGCGGGUUCUUCCAGGGCUGGCAGGGCACCUUCACCCCGGGCAACGGCUACCCGCAGAUCGUCACUAACGUGGGCUUGUUUCCGUCGCUCUUCGGACUCGCUUUUGUCUGCGACUUGUGA
Molecule: messenger RNA, 492 nt
Organism: Guillardia theta CCMP2712
Lineage: Eukaryota; Cryptophyceae; Pyrenomonadales; Geminigeraceae
Exons: 3
Coding region: 1-492 (163 amino acids)
Biological process (GO): ubiquitin-dependent protein catabolic process
Cellular component (GO): endoplasmic reticulum
Molecular function (GO): ubiquitin protein ligase activity; ubiquitin-like protein conjugating enzyme binding; metal ion binding
Source: RefSeq, a predicted model, not a curated record